This is a messenger RNA of Scophthalmus maximus (turbot), 2029 nucleotides long. It is a transcript of the gene isg20, whose product is annotated as interferon stimulated exonuclease gene. The coding region runs from base 498 to 1457 and encodes 319 amino acids. The record is from RefSeq and is a predicted model, not a curated record. The transcript is spliced from 4 exons. Gene Ontology annotation, molecular function: exonuclease activity; nucleic acid binding. Gene Ontology annotation, cellular component: nucleus. Lineage: Eukaryota; Metazoa; Chordata; Actinopteri; Pleuronectiformes; Scophthalmidae.
GUCUUUUGCUUGUGUCGUUGUUACCCGUAAAUCACACCUCUGUCUUGUCGUCAACGAUCUUACGCGACGUCUGUCUUUGAGAAAUGAUGUGUGGCGACUUGUUCGACGUGGCUUUCUUCAGCUAGCUUAAAGUCAGUGUGUGUUUACCAGGACGGGGGACGACGCACUCCAUUGAAUAUCUGACCGUUUUUACGUUUCUCUUGAUCGACAACAUAAUAAACACUGCACGGAACUCGAGUGCCCACUUAUUCUCCAUCCGUUGGGGGGGGGCAGUGUUCAACGUGACUUAUUUACAACUCACCCAAGCAAUCGCAGCGUGCAAGCGUUUGUAACGCGAGAUGGAGCAGUGCCUCUCCGUCAAAGAAAGCCAGUUUCAUUGGUUGGUGAUCGCGGAGGCAUCAAGAAAGAAUAAAGUCUCCCUGAGGGGCGGGGGGGGGGGGGCUUCUCAACAACUAGCUGUAUUUGUGUAACAAAAGAAAGCCACCAUCCUUCACGCCAUGGAGAAUGCAAAAGCUAGAAAGAAAUGUCGGCAGAUGAUAAUUGCCAAUGCCAAGAGGAAAAGAACGGACAACCACCCAGAACCACUGGGUACAAAUAAACUGGUGAAGAGACCAAAAUCGAGCGACACAAGACGGGAAAGUCAAAGCGCUCUGAACUUAGAAAGCAGGUCCACUGGCGCAUCUAAACCUGGACUUUGUGUCUCUGAACCCAAACCCGCUGACCACCACAGCUUAGUCACAGCCCUCAGAGACCGCUGGGAGGUGGACAGCGGUUUCUCCUCGGAGACCAGUCCUCCGGUCAGCGGUCGAAGUUCCCCGUGCCUCGGCUCGUGCCCGACCACGGUGGUGGCGUUGGAUUGUGAGAUGGUGGGGACGGGGCCGGGCGGCCGCUGCAGCGAACUGGCCCGCUGCAGCAUCCUGGACUAUCGUGGCCACGUGCUGUAUGACAAAUACGUCCGACCGUGUCUGCCCGUCACGGACUACAGGACCCGCUGGAGUGGCAUCCGGAGGCAUCAUCUGCACAACGCCACGCCCUUCGUCCAGGCCAGGGAGGAGAUCAUAAGUAUACUAGAGGGCAAAGUGAUCGUGGGCCACUCCAUCUACAACGACUUUGACGCGCUGGACGUACUCCAUCCGUGUCACAUGGUCAGGGACACGAGCACCGCGCGUCUCCUCAGCCGGUUGGCUGGUUUUCCAGGCGAACGCUGCCCGGCGCUCAAGAUCUUGGCCUGUAAACUGCUGAACAGGAGGAUACAGGUGGGGAGGAACGGCCACUGUUCGGUGGAGGACGCCCGGGCCGCCCUCGACCUCUACAAGCUGGUCGAGGGCGAGUGGGAGCGGGAGCUGCAGAGCAAGCUGAGGGACGACGACGCUCCACAGGAGCCCAGCUUCGCCUCCUCCAGCCACUACAUGCAGGACGAGUACUGGCCCGAUGACGUCGCGGCUGACGGCCAAUGAGAGGACGGUAUUCACUGUAGCAUUUAGUGGGAAACGCCUCGACGUGCCAAUGUAAUGGCGAUGCUCUUAGCGAUCAGAGGAGAUUCAGAUAAAUAUAAAUAAUUUGAAUGAAACACUCAAGUUUGAUGUUUCAAGUCUGGGGAGUUGAAAUUAUCUAUAUAGUUUAAUGUGAGAAGAUGUGGUGUAUAACUUAUGGGAAAACUACUGUCGUGCUUGAAAAAAAAAAACACUUGUUAACUUAUUAUUUUCAAACAUGUCAAAUAUGGUUGCUCUUCCUAACAGCAUAUUUUUGCUGUGAUACCAGAUAUUUGCUUGCAGAAUCGAAAAAUCUUGGUGCUGAGUUUUAUUAGAGUCUCUGUUGUUACUUGAAAAGUUAAUUCUUACCAAAAACAGGAAAUGAGACUCAUCCACAAAUGGCAUAAGUUGCAGCUUUUGAGAUGUUUUUUUUCUCUAUACAAGGGAAAAGGGAAAAAAAUUUAAUGUAAAAAAAACAUUUGAAUUAUCAAGUGUUGUCUACCUCCUUGUUGCUGCUCUUAAAUCUUCUAAUAAAAUGGCAUCAUGUUAAAAUAAAA